Strongylocentrotus purpuratus (purple sea urchin) is the source of this 351-nucleotide messenger RNA. The record is from the annotation of a RefSeq genome assembly. NCBI's taxonomy places the organism in Eukaryota, Metazoa, Echinodermata, Echinoidea, Camarodonta, Strongylocentrotidae.
AUGACAACUAUAAUCUUCUUGUUUAGUAUAACCAUUGCAGUAGCCGUAGUGCUUGGACUGGCUGCUCAUGCCCUGCCUAAACGCACCAGGGAUAGAGAAAAGAGCUCCCCCUACGAGUGUGGCUUUGAUCCGCUAAAAUCCGCCCGAUUACCUUUUUCAUUCCGGUUUUUUCUUGUCGCCAUUUUGUUUUUGCUGUUUGACCUAGAAAUAGCACUGCUCUUUCCUUUACCAGCUGCUAGGCUGAUAACUCCCCCCUCCACCUUAAUUCCAAUCUCAAUGGUUUUUAUGGUUAUCUUGACACUCGGAUUAGUCUUCGAGUGAAUAAAAGGGGGCCUAGAAUGAGCAGAGUAA